AUGUCAACACCUUCUACUGCACUUCGUAGAGAAAGCAAAAACGGGCUUCUGCUUUUCCAUUCUUCAUCUCUGAACUUCUCAUUUACCCUACCCCUGUUCCAGCGUGCGCCUUUCACCUUCUACGGUCGCGCCCCCAGCUCUGACAGAAAGGCCUGGCUGGUCUGUAGGAUAACAAAAAAAGUCGGCAGGGACAUCCCUCAAUUUCGCGGCAAACCCGUCAAAAAGGGGCGUUGCCGCCCGUCCUCGCUGUCUCCGACAUGGCUUCAUUUCCCCCUGGUGUGCAGUGUGGUGAAACACGCCCGCGUAUGUAACCGUUACACAUCGCGACGCACGGUACCCGCCCUUCAUCAAACGGCACACCCAGCCUGCACACACGUAUGGCGUGAUGGAUUUCGCUACUACAUAUACUGUGCUCACCCCUCCCCCCCCGCCCCACCUGUCUCCUGGCCAGGGGGCACUCCCUUUUACCACAUGGCGACAGUCAAACACGUGUGCCGUAAAUGUACUCGCCUCAGCAAGCGCGGGCGCGGUAUCUUACAGUGA
Chondrus crispus (carragheen) is the source of this 543-nucleotide messenger RNA. RefSeq lists its product as hypothetical. The coding region runs from base 1 to 543 and encodes 180 amino acids. The record is from RefSeq and is a predicted model, not a curated record. The transcript has a single exon. Lineage: Eukaryota; Rhodophyta; Florideophyceae; Gigartinales; Gigartinaceae.